Molecule: messenger RNA, 234 nt
Organism: Pseudocercospora fijiensis CIRAD86
Lineage: Eukaryota; Fungi; Ascomycota; Dothideomycetes; Mycosphaerellales; Mycosphaerellaceae
Exons: 3
Coding region: 1-234 (77 amino acids)
Source: RefSeq, a predicted model, not a curated record
AUGUGUUGCGCUGGCCUCAGGAUCGAUCACAUGCUGAGUGAGGUACUCGGUCAUCCACAGCCACAGCUUGGAAUAAUGGGCAUUAUGGGGAACAGAAGGAGGAGGACCCUCGGACGCGGGGCAGUGCAGUGCAGUGCAGCGCAUGACGAUGACUACAACCAGUCGGAAUACAGCUUUACAGUGGAGUGCAGAGAGACCUUGAGGCAUUCAACCGAUGUACACACUCGCUCAUAA